CAUGGACUGUUUUUAUUUAUUUCUUUGUUUCAUGUGCAUAAAACAACAACAGUGGCGGAUAAAUGAAGGAAUAAGGAACAUGAGGAUGAGCGAAUGACUUCCCGCGCGGCAGCCACCACAGCGAUAUCACGAGCGAACCAACGCGGGGAGGAUGAAGCGGCGCAAUGCGGACUGCAGCAAACUCCGACGGCCGUUAAAACGGAACCGAAUCACGGAGGGUAUAUAUAGCAGCACGUUCCUGUACCUGAAGUUCCUCGUCGUGUGGGUUUUAGUUCUGCUGGCCGACUUUGUGCUGGAGUUUAGGUUCGAGUACCUGUGGCCCUUCUGGCUUUUCAUACGAAGUGUCUACGACUCCUUCAGAUAUCAGGGACUGGCGUUCUCUGUCUUCUUCGUAUGUGUGGCGUUCACGUCGGACAUCAUCUGCCUCCUCUUCAUCCCCGUCCAGUGGCUGUUUUUCGCCGCCAGCACCUACGUAUGGGUGCAGUAUGUCUGGCACACAGAGAGAGGAGUCUGUCUACCCACUGUCUCACUGUGGAUCCUGUUUGUGUACAUCGAAGCCGCCAUACGCUUCAAAGAUCUGAAGAACUUUCACGUGGACCUGUGUCGACCAUUUGCCGCUCAUUGUAUCGGCUAUCCAGUGGUGACUCUGGGCUUCGGCUUUAAGAGCUACGUCAGCUACAAGAUGCGGCUGAGGAAACAGAAGGAAGUUCAGAAGGAGAACGAGUUCUACAUGCAGCUUCUACAGCAGGCCUUACCGCCCGAGCAACAGAUGCUGCAGAGACAAGAGAGGGAGGCAGAGGAGGCUGCUUUAGCUAAAGGGAUCUCGGAGGUGGAACCUUCGGUAAUAUCCCAAAAUGGAGCACCGCCCGGAAAGAAGAGCACCUCAAUUCCAUUACCAGAACUGGAGUACCGGGAAAAAGGGAAGGACAGUACCGCGAAAGAGCGCGAGGGCAAAAAACAGAACACAAUAGGAAUCAAUAACAACAACAGUAUUAUGCACACACUGGACUCCAAACUACAGGAGACAGAGUACAUUGAGAACUACGUUGGGGCAAAGAGACUCAACAACGAGCUGGCCGGAGAAAACACGCACGCCGACGCCAACACACACACCACUCCGAAGGAGGAGGUGGGGGGCACGGGGAAGAACUAUAAAAAUGCCAGCGCAGGCGGAGGCAGCAUUUCUAAUUCGUCUCCGCGGAAUCACAGCUCUUCAAACGGCAGCGUGCCGCCCGGCUCGUCGACCGGUAAGAACGAGAAGAAGCAGAAAGGGGCGGGGAAAGGCCAGAAGGAUCCGCUGGAGAACUGCAUUCCUAACAAUCAGCUGGGCAAACCAGACGCUCUCAUACGGCUGGAGCAGGACGUGAAGCGACUGAAGGCGGACCUUCAGGCCAACAGGCAGCUGGAGUCAGAGCUGCGGAGUCAGCUGUCCUCUCUGAGCAGCCAGGACCGAAGCCUUCGCUCUGAACUGGGCCAGCUCCGCCAGGACAACGAGCUGCUGCAGAACAAGCUCCACAGUGCUGUCCAGGCCAAGCAGAAGGACAAACAGACCAUCUCCCAGCUGGAGAAGAGGCUAAAGGCGGAGCAGGAGGCUCGGGCUCUGGCUGAGAAACAGCUGGCCGAGGAGAGGAAGAGGAAGAAGAUAGAGGAGGCCACCGCCGCCAGAGCUGUUGCGUUAGCUGCUGCCACCAGAGUGGAGUCAAAUGACUCACUUCGUGUGCGUAUAAGGGAGCUGGAGACCGAGUGUAAGAAGCUCAGCAUGGACAUGAAACUGAAGGAGGAGCAGAUUAGGGAUCUGGAGGGCAAGUGUCAGGAGCUGCGGAAAUACAAGGAGAAUGAGAAGGACACAGAGGUGUUGAUGUCGGCACUCUCGGCCAUGCAGGAGAAGACCCAGCACCUGGAGAACAGCCUCAGUGCUGAGACCAGGAUCAAACUGGACCUCUUCUCCGCUCUGGGUGACGCCAAGAGGCAGCUGGAGAUCGCACAAGGCCAGAUCCAUCAGAGGGAGCAGGAGAUCGCAGAGCUGAAGCAGAAGAUAGCUGAGGUGAUGGCAGUGAUGCCGAGCCUGUCGUACUCAUCAGACGGCAGCAACCUCAGCGGCGUCACCCCCCACUACUCUUCCAAGUUCAUGGACAAUAGUCCCUCGUCCCUGGACCCCAACGCCUCAGUCUACCAGCCCCUGAAAAAGUGACUCUGACGUCCACACGUUCUCCUGCUUUGUUUUAGUGACUUUCUCAUUUCUGGCUUAUUUCUGUUUCGGUUUACCAGCCCCCUGACAGGUUUUGCACUCACACACACACACACACGCACGUGCACACACAGCCCCUCUUUACAAACAUGUACUUGGUUUAUUUUGUUUGGUUCUAUUAUGAGAACUAUUAUUUUGAAGGGGUUUUUGUUGUCGUUGCUGUUGACUUCUUGGAUUUAGCCAUUAGACGAUAGAAUCUGUUUAAAGGGGGCGCGAAAAGGGAAACAAAUGUUUACUUCAGAGCCAUCAUGCUUCACUUCAUGUCAGUCCUGAUUUGCUGUACAGAAUAAAAAAAACCCCGCAGCCAUAUUUUGUUCAAUAAUUAACUGACAAACAAUCGGCGUUCAUGAUGGUUUAUAUUAAGGCAGAGGUGUGUUCUCAGUUCAGACGUGUUAAGUUAAGCCCUGUAAGAGAUACAUGAAUGUAAAACUAUUCAUGUUUUGAUAUCAUUGGUAGUUUUUUUUUUUGUAAUGUUUCUCUUCAGUUGCAAUGUACACUUCUUUAUAAAAUAGUGGUAUUGAACUGGUAAGCGUUUGCUGUUCUCCUCAGAUAAUUCCAGUACCAUUUCUUUUGUUUCCUUCAAUGCUGGAAUAUAGUGGAUUCUCCAGGAUUAUCAGUCAGUGGAUGAAGCAGAUUCAGUUCUGUUCGAUUUGGCCUGGCACUGCCAAAAACAUUACCGCUCACCCAUUUGCUGCAGACACCUUUUUCCUCUCCCUCUGGACCAAAUUAGAACCCAUUAGAUCAUAACGUCCACAGGAUUUGAUGAUGUCGAGGUGACCGGUCGUUACCGUUAUUCGCAGAUUUUUACAGUGCCUUUUGCAGUUUCUCUUUUUUCUGACACGGAACCACAUACUUUGCAAUCCUGGGAUCUAAAAGCAUUAAAAAAAACAACAAGAUUUUCUCACGUUGGAUCAUUUUAAAUUCAGUAUUUAAAAGUCAAACCUCAGAGACGUGCAGUCGUUGUGAGCUAACUGGUCUUAGUAUUGAGGACGUAAAGGGACAAAGACAAUUCUGGACAUGGUACAUGUCAUUUCAUAGCGACACAGUCUUGGUAAAGCCAGACACCAGCCAAAUUGAUUGUCUCUUCUCAUGCCCUAGUUUUGGCAUUUAGUUGUUUACAACAAUGUACAUUUAAAAAAAAAAAUACUGAGGAAUGUUUUCUUUGUUUAUAUCAUUUCAGUUCUUAAGUGCCAAGUGUUGAUGUUUGGGUUUUCAUCCAUACUUUGAUCGAUGUAGCUAGCAUAAUGUUUGCAGAAAGAGUGCCGUCGUUUUUUAGUUUUUGUCGUUGUUGUCAUUAGAACAUAUUCGGACGGUGUUGUGUUUACAAGGUUCGGGGCAGGUGGUCAGUGAGACUGAUUUAUUUAUUUGUUACAGGCCGACUUUGAUACCCUCCCCCACACACGCACCAUCAUGUUCAGUUGGUUUCCUCACCUUUUUCUACCAGGGAAGGAUUCGGUGAAUGUGUUGUUUUUGGGAAAAGGUCACUUAACCCCUGAACCAUUUGAUCAUGUCGUGCUGUCAUGUUGCCUACCUGGAGAAAAAAAAAGAGAAAAAAGUAUUUUUGUGUGGCUCUCUGGUUUUGUGAAUUCAGUUCUCAAGUUGCUUUUACGAGUUUGUGUAGAAGGAAGAGAAGGUUUGGAAAAAAAUAAGUGCUUUGUUUUAUCUUGUCAUUGUUUUACCAUGUUUAUUUUUUCUCAAAGUGAUGGUGGCUGUGUCACACUUUUUACUUUGACCAUCACCAUUAAAGAAGGUUUUGCUGGUGGCAAUGCCAA
Molecule: messenger RNA, 4020 nt
Organism: Solea solea (common sole)
Lineage: Eukaryota; Metazoa; Chordata; Actinopteri; Pleuronectiformes; Soleidae
Gene: maco1a
Product: macoilin 1a
Exons: 11
Coding region: 152-2191 (679 amino acids)
Biological process (GO): neuronal signal transduction
Cellular component (GO): rough endoplasmic reticulum membrane
Source: RefSeq, a predicted model, not a curated record